This is a messenger RNA of Gastrolobium bilobum, 2230 nucleotides long. RefSeq lists its product as uncharacterized. The transcript is spliced from 10 exons. NCBI's taxonomy places the organism in Eukaryota, Viridiplantae, Streptophyta, Magnoliopsida, Fabales, Fabaceae. The record is from RefSeq and is a predicted model, not a curated record. Gene Ontology annotation, biological process: glucan catabolic process. Gene Ontology annotation, molecular function: beta-glucosidase activity. The coding region runs from base 108 to 1994 and encodes 628 amino acids.
AUUCCUGUGAAAGAACACACAUUCCCAUUGUGUCUCUUUCUUCUUCUCUCUCUCUCUCACGUAGGAGAAUCCGAGAAACUAGUAAAUUGUUGUAUUGAGGAGAAGAAAUGGCCAAAAUUCCCAUCUUCUUGGUGGGGCUUAUGCUCUUACACUGUUGGGUAGCCAUGACUGAGGCAGAAUACUUGAAAUAUAAAGAUCCAAAACAGCCAUUGAAUGUUCGAAUCAAGGAUCUUAUUAAUAGGAUGAGUUUGGAAGAGAAAAUUGGCCAAAUGGUUCAGAUUGAUCGCAGUGUUGCUUCUUCUGAUGUGAUUAAUAAGUAUUUUAUUGGGAGUUUGCUAAGUGGGGGUGGCAGUGUUCCAAAGAAACAGGCUUCUGCAGAGGAUUGGGUUAACAUGGUGAAUGAUUUUCAAAAGGGUGCUUUAUCAACUAGGCUAGGGAUUCCAAUUAUAUAUGGGAUUGAUGCUGUUCAUGGCCAUAACAAUGUCUACAACGCAACAAUUUUUCCUCACAACGUUGGGCUAGGAGCUACCAGGGACCCUGAACUAGUGAAGAAGAUUGGAGAUGCAACUGCUCUUGAAGUUAGAGCAACUGGAAUUCAAUAUGCCUUUGCACCUUGCAUUGCGGUCUGUAGAGAUCCAAGGUGGGGACGAUGUUAUGAAAGUUAUAGUGAAGAUCAUAAAGUAGUUCAAGCUAUGACUGAGAUCAUUUCAGGACUGCAAGGUGAAAUCCCUGCAAACUCACGAAAGGGUGUUCCAUUUGUUGCUGGAAAAAAGAAAGUUGCAGCUUGCGCUAAGCACUAUGUUGGUGAUGGUGGAACCACCAAAGGAAUCAAUGAGAACAAUACAGUUAUAAACAGGCAUGGAUUGCUUAGCAUUCACAUGCCAGCCUACUAUAACUCAAUCAUUAAGGGUGUUGCAACCAUCAUGGUCUCUUACUCAAGCUGGGAUGGUGAAAAGAUGCAUGCUAACCGUGAUCUAAUCACUGGCUUCCUCAAGAACACACUCCGUUUCAGGGGUUUUGUCAUAUCAGAUUGGCAGGGAAUUGACAGGAUUACUUCCCCUGCUCAUGCUAACUACUCGUAUUCCAUUUAUGCCGGAAUCACUGCCGGAAUUGACAUGAUAAUGGUUCCCUAUAACUACACAGAAUUCAUAGAUGGCCUAACCUUACAGGUGAAAAACAAUAUCAUACCCAUGAGUCGAAUUGAUGAUGCGGUGAAGAGGAUUUUGAGGGUCAAAUUUGUUAUGGGUCUGUUUGAGAAUCCAUUGGCUGAUUACAGCCUAGUUAACGAGCUUGGAAGUCAGGAGCAUAGAGAAUUGGCCAGGGAAGCUGUGAGAAGAUCUUUGGUCCUAUUAAAGAAUGGAGAAGGUGCUGAUACUCCAUUGCUUCCUCUUCCUAAAAAGGCUUCAAAAAUACUUGUUGCUGGAAGUCAUGCUGAUAAUCUUGGCUAUCAGUGUGGUGGCUGGACCAUUGAAUGGCAAGGACUUAGUGGCAACAACAUUACUAGUGGUACUACAAUUCUCAGUGCUAUUAAAAACACUGUUGACAAAGAUACCAAGGUAGUUUACAAGGAGAACCCUGAUUUAGACUAUGUUAAGUCUAAUGGUUUUGAAUAUGCAAUUGUGGUAGUAGGAGAGCAUCCAUAUGCUGAAACAAAUGGUGACAGCUUGAAUUUGACAAUCUCUGAUCCUGGUCCAAAUACCAUAAACAAUGUCUGUGGAGGAGUCAAAUGUGUUGUUGUACUCAUCUCUGGUCGCCCUGUGGUUAUACAACCAUAUCUUGACAUAAUUGAAGCCCUUGUUGCUGCUUGGCUUCCAGGUACUGAGGGUCAUGGUGUGACAGACGUCUUAUUUGGUGACUAUGGUUUCACUGGGAAGCUUUCAAGGACAUGGUUUAAGACUGUUGAUCAGUUACCAAUGAAUGUUGGAGAUUCUCAUUACGACCCCCUCUUCCCAUUUGGAUUUGGCCUUACAACCAAACCUCACAAGGCCACAUAGGAACUCAAGAUAAUGGUACCAUUUACCAUUCUCUAUUAAAGUUCCAUUUACCAUUCUCUAUUUAAACAUUGUCAUAUGUGUAGCUUGGAAUUUCAGUAAUUAAGUGCUGGGAUGCUUACAUAUUUUUUAACCUCAAUUGUUAAAGCAUCAAUUUCCAAAAUUGUAAUUCCCUUUUGCAUUUUCUAUUACUUUGUAAUCUCUAUUUUCAGCACCUAUUAAAGAGAUGAAGGAUAAUU